Gongylonema pulchrum is the source of this 354-nucleotide messenger RNA. The record is from the annotation of a GenBank genome assembly. Lineage: Eukaryota; Metazoa; Nematoda; Chromadorea; Rhabditida; Gongylonematidae.
AUGUUGCUAAUAUUAGAAGUAACGCUUGUUGCCAAUAAUUGGGCAACAUUCAUUCUUGGUACCACUGCUAAUCUGCUAGUUUUCUACGUGUGCUUAAAAACGAAAAAUGUCGAGCUGCUGAAGAAUCGAUGGUGCAUUGCGAUGCAUGCAAUACUUCAGCUCAUCGAAUGCUUCAAUCUGACUUUUGUACAACUCGUAAGUCGUAUUUAUAUGUUAACAAUUUACGAAUCUGAGUUUAUUCUUCCACAACUGAUCAAGCAAAUGAUCCAAGGUUUUGAGGUCUCAGCGAUAAAUCUGGCAAAAAAGUCGUCAUGGUGUAGUGGACGGGAUAGUCGACAGUUCGGUAUUAAAUGA